CCCUCCUGAUGCUGCUCGUGGACGCCGACGGGCCGGAGCCUGUGCGCAGCGGGGCGCGCGAGCUCGCGGUCUUCCUGACCCCCGAGCCCCGGGCCGAGGCGAAGGAGGUGGAGGAGACCAUCGAGGGGAUGCUCCUGAGGCUGGAGGAAUUUUGCAGCCUGACGGACAUGAUCAGGAGCGACACUUCGCAGAUCCUGGAGGAAAACAUCCCACUCCUUAAGGCCAAAGUGACAGAAAUUCGUGGCGUCUACACCAAAGUGGACCAGCUAGAGGCCUUCGUCAGGAUGGUCGGGCGCCAGGUCGCCUUCCUGGAAGCCGACGUGCUUCGGGCCGAGCGGGACCACGGGGCCUUCCCGCGGGCCCUGCGGAGGUGGCUGGGCACUGCCGGGUGCCCCUCCUUCGGGAACAAACCGUCCGCGCCGGCGCCCCCGACGUACGAGCUGCCCACGUUGUAUAGGACCGAGGACCACUUUCCCGUGGACGACCGGGAGGCCGAGCGUCGAGCCCCGAGCUGCCGUCGGCGCCCGUGA
Propithecus coquereli (Coquerel's sifaka) is the source of this 530-nucleotide messenger RNA. RefSeq names its product breast carcinoma amplified sequence 4 (gene BCAS4). The record is from RefSeq and is a predicted model, not a curated record. Bases 9 to 530 code for a protein of 173 amino acids. Gene Ontology annotation, cellular component: BLOC-1 complex. NCBI's taxonomy places the organism in Eukaryota, Metazoa, Chordata, Mammalia, Primates, Indriidae. The transcript is spliced from 5 exons.